Messenger RNA from Salvia hispanica, 456 nucleotides. Its product is annotated as putative late blight resistance protein homolog R1A-3. Lineage: Eukaryota; Viridiplantae; Streptophyta; Magnoliopsida; Lamiales; Lamiaceae. Gene Ontology annotation, molecular function: ADP binding. The record is from RefSeq and is a predicted model, not a curated record.
AUGAGCCAAAUUUCACAAGGCAUUCUUGCUCAACUGUCUGUAAUCAAACAAGGAGAUGAAGAAAUAAUUGAUCACUGCUUGAAAGAAAGAUCCGCUCGCAAGAAUUGCCUUAUUGUGUUGGAUGAUGUAUGGGAGAUAGAGGUAGUAACAUUCUUGAUACAUUUCUUACCAACCAUAAAAAAUGGGUAUAUUCAUGUCUUGCUUACUGGUCGACAUCGGAAAUGGAUGAGUGAUUUUUCGUUGUAUGAGUUACGGUUUUUGAAGGAAAAAGAAAGUAUGGAUCUACUAUGUGAGAAGGUGUUUGGUGAUGAGAUUUGUCCUCCGCAACUUCACAGAGCUGCCACCAAAAUUGCCAAGCUUUGCGAAGGUCUUCCACUCUUGAUAGUCACUGUUGCUGAUAUCCUAUCCAAAUCCGAACAGAAUAGAGAUCCAGUCUAUUGGAACGCAGUAGCAUAA